Rhodamnia argentea is the source of this 3933-nucleotide messenger RNA. RefSeq names its product disease resistance protein RUN1-like. Gene Ontology annotation, molecular function: ADP binding; protein binding. The transcript has 6 exons. NCBI's taxonomy places the organism in Eukaryota, Viridiplantae, Streptophyta, Magnoliopsida, Myrtales, Myrtaceae. Gene Ontology annotation, biological process: defense response; signal transduction. The record is from RefSeq and is a predicted model, not a curated record. The coding region runs from base 1 to 3933 and encodes 1310 amino acids.
AUGGCGAACUCAGGAAGUGAGUACGAGGUGUUCCUCAAUUUUUGUGGGAUGGAUACCCGCCGUGGAUUCACCAACACCCUCUACCAUGCCUUGAUAGAUGCUGGGAUUCAUGUUUUCAUCGAUAAUGAAGAGAUUCCACGAGGUGAAGAAUUUAGUACGGAGCUUCUACAAGCAAUCGAUGACUCCAAGCUCUACAUAACCAUCUUCUCCCCAAACUAUGCUUCGAAACACUGGUGCCUCCGCGAGCUUGCGAAGAUGGUGGAGAAUGCCUUUGGACCUGAAGAAGAUGGGAAUAAGAAGGUGGAGAGCACCUCUAAAUCCGAGGAAGAUGGGAAUAAGAAGGCGAUAUUCCCCAUCUUUUAUAACGUGAAAACUGAUGAUCUGAAGUCAAACAAGGGUUUAUAUAACAAGGCCAUAGCGGAGUUGGAGCAAAAGAUGGUGAAUCAGAAGAGGAAGGUCAGCACAGAGGAAGUAGAGAAGUGGAGACGGGCUCUCCAGAAAGUCGGUGGCAUCCAGGGAUGGGAGCUGGAGAAAUAUGAUGGCGAUGGGCAUCUAAGCGAGACGAUUGUUGAAGAGGGUCUGAGGAAGCUCCAGACAAGACACAGAGAAGUGACCAUUGAUUUAGUUGGAAUGGAGAAUCGAAUAGCAGACAUAAACAAUUUAUUAGAUGUGGAAUCUGGUGAUGUGCGGCUCAUUGGAAUUUGGGGGAUGGGCGGCAUGGGUAAAACAACACUCGCUGAAAAUAUCUUCAACGAAUUAUGUCCUCACUUUGGAAGAAACUGCAGCUUUCUUGCUGAUGUGAGGGGAAGAAUGGCACAAACUAAUGGGUUAUUCGAGCUACAACAAGAAUUAUUGUCUGAUAUCUCUUAUUCUAGAGGGGCUUGCAACAUUGGUGACACUAAUCAAGGGAUCAAAGCGAUUCAACGCACACUUUGCAGCAAGAAGGUACUAAUUGUUUUGGAUGAUGUCGGCGACAGCAACCACAUCCGAAACCUAAUCGGAGAGAAGCUUUUGUACUCUGGUUCUAGGAUAAUUGUUACCGCUAGGUACAAGAAUGUUCUGGUUACCAACAAAUUUGAGUUCAAGGAAUAUGAAAUGGUGGGGUUGAGCAAUGAUGACGCACUUAAACUAUUUAGAAGGCAUGCCUUUAAGGUCGACUCUCCUCCACUGGAUUACCUCACUCUUUCGGGAGACAUUGUCUCUACUACGGGUGGCCUACCUUUAGCUCUUCGAGCAAUAGGUUCAUCACUUUUUAGUCAGGAAGACAUUGAAAUAUGGGAAGAGAUGCUAAAGGAGCUGAGGAAAAUACCUCAUGAUAAUGUAUUGGAAAUGCUAGAGAUUACCUAUAAUGCCUUGAAACCUGGUCAACAACAGAUAUUUCUCGACAUUGCAUGCUUUUUCAUCGGUUCCGAUGAGACUAAUCCAAUCUACAUGUGGAAAGAUUGUGAGUUUAGUCCAAAAACUGCUAUUCGUGUCCUUAUUAACAGGUCCAUGAUAAAGGUUUUAGACAAUAAUAGAUUUUGGAUGCAUGACCAAUUUAGAGAUCUUGGAAGGGCAAUUAGUAAUCGGGAGCGCAGCAGGUUUUGGGCUAGAGAUGACAUCAUUCGUGAAUUAAGAAUAGCCGAGUUCAGCACAAGCGUACAAGCAAUUGAUUACAACAGCGGGUCAUGGAUUGAGGAGGAUCAUAAGCAUCUACCUCUCACUUCAGAGCAAAUUAAACGGCUCUCACAUCUUCGAUUGCUGCAGUUGCGUAACAUAACCUGCCAUGGCGACUUUAGAGGCUGUCUUUCCGAUUUGAAGUGGAUCAACUUGGAUUACAAGGAUCAAUCGUGUUUUACGGCAACCAAUUUCAAUCCAGAAAACGUGGUUGUGAUGGCAAUUUCUGGUGAAGCUUGGAGAGAACAUGCGGUCAUAAGCCUAGUCGAGGGUGCAAGGAAAUUGAAGGCUCUCACUCUUGCACGUAUCCCGUCGCUACAUAGGACACCAACCUUUUCCGAAGACUCCGUUUUGGAGAAGUUGACUUUUGAUAACUGCGGAUAUUUGAAGGAAAUUGAUUGCUCUAUUUGGAAACUGCGGUGGCUGACCGACUUGAGUCUUGAGUACGGUGUGGCACUGAGAAAAUUGCCUGAACAAAUUGGCGAACUAAAGAAUCUUCAGCACCUCUCUCUCAUGAGUUGCAGGAGCUUGACGGAACUUCCCGACUCAGUUUCAGACUUAAAAUCAUUGGCGAAGCUGAAUUUAUCACACACGAGCAUUACAAGAUUACCAGAUUCCAUUGGUGGGCUACAAAGCCUGUCAUCUCUCGAUCUAUCACAGACAAGCAUAGCGAAAUUGCCUGAGACAAUGGGCAAGCUCAGUCAACUCCAUACACUGGACCUACAUAAUUCUGAUAUCCAAGAGUUACCGAAGCUCCCUGGAAGUUUGACCACUCUACGGCUGAGAUCUAGGUCGUUGCAGACUGUCCCUGACCUCUCAAUCCUUACUAAUCUAGUUGAGUUGCUGCUAUCCGAUGCCUCUGAUAUGAAUGGAAAAUCAAACAUAAUUCAACCUUGCGACUUGCCAUGGAUUGGGAAGCUAUCCAAACUGAGGAAGCUGGAGUUGUGCCUUUUAAACGUCAACGCAACGUCUACUGAUUGGGCUUCCCUUACUCUGCUGAGAAAACUUACUCUCGAAGGACUAGAUUUGCAAAUGCUGAAACGACUUCCGUCAAACUUGAGAGUUCUAGAGCUGGAUAACACUCGAGUGAAGCAAGUAGAACUCGAUGGGCUGCCUCAGUUGGAAGAGUUGGCUAUCUCCGGGUCUGAACUCAUCACAAGAAUAACAAUUCCAUCAAGUUUGAGAAAAUUGAGAGUUGCCCGGGUGUAUUCUUGCAACAAGCUAGUCGAAGUUCAAUUUCUCGGUGUCUUAGAAUCGAUAGAGACAUUAUGUAUUGGUGAAUGCGAAUCUUUCAAGAGGUUGGUUUAUCUGUCGGAGGGGGAGCCAGGGUGCAAUGAGGCACAAGCUCCCGAGUUGACUGAUGGUUGGGGGCGAGUUUCCCUUGUCUCAAGCUCCCUAAAGAUGCUUCAGCAUCUCAACCUGACGUGCUGCCCAGAGCUACAGGAGAUUCAAUUUGUUUCAACGUUCGAAUCAUUGGAAGGAAUUGUUGUUCGAGAGUGCAUUUUGUUGAAAAGGUUAGGGGGUUUGUCAAACUUGAAGAAUUUGAGGCGUUUAAAAAUUGCAAACUGCGAGAGCCUGCAGGUUGUCGAUGGCGUUGACGAGUUGGAGCGUUUGGAGCAGUUGGAAGUUUAUAGCUGCCGAUCAAUGGAGAAGAUUAUCGAUGCAUCAAGCUCAAAAAUACCGAACGAGUGCCAGGUGCAGACGAGGGAUUGUGGGGAGUUACUCGAUACUGGUCCAUAUGCUUCUGAAAUCACUUGGAAGUGUUACAGAGAGAAGAUUCUGAAUGCACCAACACAAGCAUUGGACUUGGAGAUGGAAACAACUUCUUCCGACUGGGAAACAGAAACAGGGGAUCCUCUGUCGGAACAGGCGCAUGCGUUGGGGACUUUUGAACUUCCUUCUCAUCAGCAAGACGAUGGUGACGAGGAUGACCACGACGAGGCCGACGGCAUGGAGGAUGAGGAUGACAAGGACAACAAUGGGCAUGAGGUUUUGCAGUCAUCUCGUGGGCCUCCGCCGAUUUCUUCUGUGGGCGAUAACGAUGGGAACAACGAUGUCACUGAGGAAGGCAGAGGCAAAGGUGACGGGGAAGACGAUGAGGACAUGAUAAGGACUAGGAAGAUAGGGACGAUGAAGAAGCUGAAGAGGAGUGGGUUCUGUAGUUGUCUCGAGGGCCUCCGUAUGUUUAUUCCUUGGAUAAUGACUGGCAACGAUGAGAAAGAGGAAGAGAGCAAUGAUGACGAAGCCGAAGAGGAGUUAAGAGAUGGGAUAGAAUGA